GCGACACCUGGUACCUGGAGCGGCAGGGAGCAGCCACCCAGUGCAGUUAGUGGCGCACAGCAGCUCUGGCUUUACACAGCCCUCAUCCACCUAGCCACCCCCCAGCCACCAUGGGGUCAUACCUGCCUUGUUCCCUGCACCUGGACCGCCUCUGAUUGCCAGCAGCACCAUGGCCUCCAGUGAGAUGUGCAGCAGGGGCCGCGUGGCCUCCGCCCUUCGCUACAGCAUGAUGGCCAGUGGUGCAGUGGUUCUGGUAGUUGGGACCCUCUGCUUUGCUUGGUGGAGUGAAGGGGAUGCAGGUAGCCAGCCUGGCCAACUGACCCCCAGUGUGGAGCACACCACCCCUGGGGUCCCCCGUCCUGUGCUCAGGUCUGUCAGCUUCUUCUGCUGUGGGGUGGGUGGCCUGUUGCUGCUCUUUGGCCUGCUGUGGUCCAUGAAGGCCGGCACACGAGCACCGCCUCCAUGGAACCUGUAUCACCUGUCCCGAGACCUGCACCAUGUCACUGUGGAGUCCUUGGAGAAGGGGAGCUGCAGGACUGCCAUCCCCACUUGUGAGGAGGCCACAUGCUGUCCCCUGGUGGAGAGCCCCCCAGUACUGACUGCAUACCCUCCAGAGGAAGACCUGUGGUGCAGGGUGCUGGGGCCAGCCCUGCUGGGGACUCGGCCCCCUUCACCUCCACCCAGCUACUCCACCAGCAUCCAUGCUUGCAGUGCAGGUUCUGGAAAGACACCAUGUGCUCCCAGCUCCUGGCAUUCCAACCCAGGACUAGCUCGAACUGCAGAAGUACCAUCUUGGUGCCCAGGCUCCUAGCUGGACUAGAACUGGCAAUGAAAGUUAAGCCUUUUCCAGGUUUGCCCUGCAGGCCUGGUGUGCAGUGAA
Dipodomys ordii (Ord's kangaroo rat) is the source of this 880-nucleotide messenger RNA. It is a transcript of the gene Tmem61, whose product is annotated as transmembrane protein 61. The transcript is spliced from 4 exons. NCBI's taxonomy places the organism in Eukaryota, Metazoa, Chordata, Mammalia, Rodentia, Heteromyidae. The record is from RefSeq and is a predicted model, not a curated record. Bases 170 to 811 code for a protein of 213 amino acids.